CGCGUGAUAUUGUUUGUUUAGGGUUGUUGGUUUGGUAGCUUUGGUUGUGUGUCAGAGUCAUAGAUUUUGGUUUCAACACCCGACAGCGAGGGGUCUCUGAAUAACUUCAAAAUUUUGUUUGCACUGAACAAAUCUACUUUCCUACUUUCAUCGUCAAUUUGCGUUCGUUUCCUCAAAAGCGUGCUCCUUUUGUUGCUGCCAACUUCACAAAAUCUUUCCAUUUUCUCUCUUCUUUUUAUUCCUAAUAUUUAUUAUUUCUUCUUAUUGGAUUGUCCACGCAUCCACUUUGGAAUGGUAAAUGGUGGGUUCUUCAUUGCUAAAAAGAAUUGUGAGAAGAAUAUUUGUUUAGUAAGUGAAUCAGGGAUGGUGCUUUCAUUUUCCUUCAAGGGGUUUUCGCCAAUUUCUCUAAAUUGAUGGAACAUUUGCCCCUUUCAUGUGUCUUGCUGUUAACCUAUAUAAAGAUGAUUAUUUGUUUUAUGGGGUUUGGGUAGUGACCAUGUUUGUGUGUUGAAUUGGCAAAAUGGAUUUAUGGGUUGUUGCAGCCGUUGCUGGAGCUGGGUGCUUAGCUAAAUAUUUGAACAAACUUUCGAAGAAUGGUGAUAACUUAUCUCAUUUGUCUUCAGAGGAUUCCAGUUUUGAGAAUCCUGAGGCCCCAACCCAUCCCUUAUGCACACAAGCAGGGAGAGAUUCUUUAGAUAGAAGGGUUUCAGAUGUGAAUUCACAGGGUGGUGUUUUUGCAAUAGAAUUGGCUUCUACCAAAGGGAUUGACAGUGAAAAAGUAAGGCCAUUCAGGAGUUGCAAUGAGAGUGACGUCCUUUCUGUAUCUAACUUUACUGAUAUUGGAUAUGGAAAUGAGCAAAGCUCCACUGUUGGUGGCAAUUGUGGUUUCCUUCUUCCGGAUUUCGGUGAUUUGUCUGCAGGAAAAUUAGGUCAUAAUGCUUUUGGAAAUCAAAUCUCUCACAGGACUAAGCAUUUGUAUGGGCAUAUUAGUAAACCUUCAAACUCCUUGGAAAGUUGCCUAAUGGCUCAGCUAUGCAAAGUGCACGGCAAAAUGAAAGAAUCCGUUUCGUUGUCAUCCACAGCCACGAGAUCAUUCAUUGUUAGUGAUGGAAGCCAAAUGAUUAGCAGAACAAAUGAUGGUGAUUCUUUCGAUGAACUAGCCGGAAGUGAAGAAUGUAGGUUGCAUAGAGAAGCCAGUAAAGUGAAAGAUGAGAGUGUACUAUUUGGAGUCCCUUCCUUACCAAACAUCAGGUCUUUCAAUGAUGCCAAGGAGAUGAAAUUUAAUGCAGGCAAUGGACGAAGUGGGAGAUUGGGCCCUUCCAGCAAUGUGUUCAGUGAUGCAACAUUUCUCUUCAGUCUUGGGAUUUCUUUCGGCAUAAUAACUUCCAUCUUGACAAAUAAAAGAGAAGUGGACAAGUUAAGAGAGUCGUUGAAGCAGACUGAAAACUUGGUUAAAGAUCUACAAGAGGAUCUUGAAAUGAAAGAUUCAACGAGGGUGAAGGAGUUACAUAAUGAAAAUUAUGUUUCAAAUAGUACUUGUGAUCAUUCCUUAUGUGAUAAGGAGCUAAAUGGAUUUUCACCUGAAAAGCACACAGAUAACUCUCCAAUAAUUGACCGCAAAAAAUCAUAUGAUCAGAAGGAAGAAGAUAGUUCAGAAUCUAUGAGCAAAAUUGAAGCCGAGCUUGAAGCUGAACUUGAGAGAUUGGGAUUAAACAUGAACGAAUCUAGCCCAGAAAGACCACUAUCUGAGUUUUUUGAGCUUGACCCUGAUUUUGUAGCAGAUUUUGCUGAAGGUGAGUUGCAAGCUGACAUGAUGGGCGGGAAACAUUUUGUCCAUUCCAAACUAAAUGAGGAUGCCAGUGACACUAUGAUCCCUGAAAAUCAUGCUGUUUGCCCUCAUGAACUAAGACUGCGCUUGCAUGAAGUUAUCCAAUCCAGACUUAAGAGACGUGUACAGGAGCUUGAGAUUGCUCUCGAAAAUAGCCAGAGGAAAUUACGGUUCAUGGAAUCAGAGCAUGAGAGUCAUUCCCCGAAGUGCUUCUCAGGUUGUGGGCAAGCUUUAUCCCUUACUGAAGGAAGAAAUAUAUUGACUUAUAAUGAUUGUGAGCCUAUGACCGAACCCUAUUCAUCUGGUGAAACUCUAGGUGCUUACAAUGACACCUAUUUUGAAGAAAUCAUAAAGAUAGAUGACUUUGAAGAAAAUUCACCACCAAGCAUCCAUAAUACUGACUACAAAGUAGAUUCACAUUCACAUGAUUUACAUGUAUUAGGGGUUCAACUUUGUGGAGCAAACGAUCUCGUUACUCAUUCCACUGUUAACGAAGAGAGACUAUCAAGGGAACUCUCUUCUGGUGAGGUCACAAUGUUGGAAGGGCUAAGCUCUACCAACUAUGAAUUAAAUGAUGUUACUGGAGAUGAAAAAAGUGAGUGUGAUUAUGAGGUGGAAAGGCAAUUAAUUAGACAAAUUGUUGAAAGAACCAAGAAAGGUUCUCCUGUCUUACAAAAUGCCAGAAGGAUAUUGUAUUCUAUGGAUGAAGAUGAACAUUGAUAUCAAAUACUUUUUAGGUGUGUAGAAAUGCUAGAGUAGGACAUUUCACUUUUUUUAUUUGGUGGUAUACAAGAUGUUACUUGUGAGUACAACAUUGCUUCCUUGCUCUUGAUCUUUACAUAUUUUGUUUGAUGAUAACCGCAACACUCUUUGCAUGAUCUGGA
This is a messenger RNA of Cajanus cajan (pigeon pea), 2712 nucleotides long. RefSeq lists its product as uncharacterized. Gene Ontology annotation, biological process: asymmetric cell division. NCBI's taxonomy places the organism in Eukaryota, Viridiplantae, Streptophyta, Magnoliopsida, Fabales, Fabaceae. The record is from RefSeq and is a predicted model, not a curated record.